Molecule: messenger RNA, 690 nt
Organism: Asparagus officinalis (garden asparagus)
Lineage: Eukaryota; Viridiplantae; Streptophyta; Magnoliopsida; Asparagales; Asparagaceae
Product: cyclin-dependent kinase inhibitor 7-like
Exons: 3
Coding region: 221-493 (90 amino acids)
Biological process (GO): negative regulation of cyclin-dependent protein serine/threonine kinase activity
Cellular component (GO): nucleus
Molecular function (GO): cyclin-dependent protein serine/threonine kinase inhibitor activity
Source: RefSeq, a predicted model, not a curated record
CACGAGUCCAGAUCGAUAGCGCUGACACGAGUAGAUUACUCACGUCUAGCAAGUUCCUAGGGCAUUCCACGCGUCCUCUCAACGGCCGCAUGCUAACGGCAACGAUUAAAAUCCUCGUUAAAACUGACGGAAGUACCAACCGCCAUUUCAAACCCCAUAUAAACCCAAAUUUCCUUCAGCUGGCGGAUCCAGUCACCGCGGCUCGAAAGAAGAAGAGAAGAUGACGAAAAGCAAAGAAGCGGUCGGCGCACUCGCGGUGACGGAACCCGGUCCGAUGAAGUUUAUCCGCAAGAAUCCAGGACGGGUCCCUUAUCGGAGCUACAAUAGCAACAUAAAAAGAGACUUAAUGGCGGAGACCCGGACGGCGAAGGAGAUAGAGGAGUUCUUUACGGAGGCGGAGAGAGAGGAGAAGAAACGGUUCAUGAACAAGUACAACUACGAUGUUGUUAAGGAUGCGCCAAUGGAGGGAAGAUACGAGUGGGCUCUCCUGUAGAUAGAAGAAGGGGGGAAAGUGUAAAAAGGAAAGUGAAGAUCAGUAGUAUGACUUUUUUUUUUUAGUUUUUGCACUUUUGGUCCUGUUACCUUUGUACAGUUUAUUACUUUUGGGUAAUCUUUGUAAUUAGUGGCCUAUAAUGAAAAUAUAAUAUGUGAGAGUGCUUAUAGCAUAAAAUUAACUUUGGGAGAAUAUGU